CAACAACCAUGAUGCGAAUAGCGAUAGCAGGAUCUGGGGGAUUGGCAAGAACCUUUGUAGCUCAUAUCCUUGAGACAGCAAAUAUUUGUCUUGUGUUGUCAAGAGAGCCACAACCCGAUCUCGAAGGACCUGAUUGUCAAGUCGCCGUUGUCGAUUAUGAUGAUCAAGACUUACUUCGAUUCACGCUGAGAGGUGUUGAUGUUGUCAUCUCUACUGUCUCCGGUAACCCGCAGAUCAAUCUUAUCGACGCAGCAGCCCACUCCGGAGUGCGUCGUUUCGUCCCAGCGGAGUUCGAAGGACCACCAUCUCGUCGACCUCGAAAUGAUCCAUUAGAUCGUGGAAGAGCGGCGUGUCUAGAGCGAUUGCGCCAUUACAAGCACCACCACCGCUAUCCUAUGGCGUCAACUGUCUUCACUUGUGGAGUCUUUUACGAGAGGUUCGCUCGUGGCGGCUUAGGUGCCUUUAACAUCGGCGCAUCAUCAAAUGUCUUCUAUCAAGGUUCAUAUUUAAUGGACGUAGAGAAUGGGACGGCAGAAGUUGUUGAGCAGCAUAGUGACGGCCGUCCAGUAAAUGUUACCAUGACCUCAAUCAACGACGUCGCAAGAUUCGUCGUUGCAGCUUUGGAUCUCGACAUUGACACUUGGCAAGACGAGUUUAGCAUGUCAGGAGAUCGAAUUUCAGUAGCACAGAUUGUGCAAUGGGCAGAGUCUAUCAAAGGAGCAACAUUCUUCGCUGAAGUCAUAGCAGCUGGCGACUUGAACGCCCAUCUCGAGUAUGCGACCUUUCAAUCGGACUUUGCCAAGGUGGCUCGCAUGCACGAACUCAUUGCCACAGAGCAAAGGCGCUACGACUUUCGUUCACCAAACCUCAACGCUCUUGUCCCCAUUGUGCCAGAGACCUUCUGGGAUUGGCUGAGAACGCACUGGGGUUAGUAGCAUCAAUACUUAUCGAUGCUACAAUCAAUAUACGUCUACUGUAAUAGCAGUAUUGUGGGAAUAACGGGAACGAUCAAUCGUCUAGCGGAAGGAUUUUCUUUAGCUGGGAGGCUAUUUCUUGCUUGUGUUAUUGUCUUUUCUGUUUCUUGGACUUGUCCUUUUACUUUAGCAUAGCACUAUAUUCCCCUCACCACUUAGCAUUAGAUACGGCGGAGCAAGUCCAUUUCGCGUUCACUCAGCUCACUCAAUGAAAACACAUCUUCGGGCCGCUCAACCUCUUGAAAGCUCUGGUCGUUUAGCGAUGACCCCUAAACACCAGCAUUACCAAACUCAAGUGACAAUGAAGACACAUCAUCUCUACUCACCACGAGACAUACUAAGACAUUUUAUACAUCCUUCAUAUAUUAAUUCUUGGC
Messenger RNA from Mollisia scopiformis, 1351 nucleotides. RefSeq names its product NAD(P)-binding protein. The transcript has 3 exons. Bases 9 to 932 code for a protein of 307 amino acids. NCBI's taxonomy places the organism in Eukaryota, Fungi, Ascomycota, Leotiomycetes, Helotiales, Mollisiaceae. The record is from RefSeq and is a predicted model, not a curated record.